Acanthochromis polyacanthus (spiny chromis) is the source of this 7957-nucleotide messenger RNA. RefSeq names its product proprotein convertase subtilisin/kexin type 4-like. Gene Ontology annotation, molecular function: serine-type endopeptidase activity. The coding region runs from base 310 to 2685 and encodes 791 amino acids. Gene Ontology annotation, biological process: peptide hormone processing. The transcript is spliced from 20 exons. The record is from RefSeq and is a predicted model, not a curated record. NCBI's taxonomy places the organism in Eukaryota, Metazoa, Chordata, Actinopteri, Pomacentridae. Gene Ontology annotation, cellular component: trans-Golgi network; Golgi membrane.
UUCUAAUGCAUUCUCACAUCUUUACAAAAAAUCCCCCCUUCCGCCACACGCCGUUGAUGUGCGCGUUUUGUCGACUUACAAAUCGUUAUUUCUGCACGUUUGACUUCUCCAGUGAGGAGAUGCACGAUAGAUGCGGCGUUUUGCAUGCUCAAAUUUGCAUCUUUUAUUACCAGGAGUCAGCGGAGACAGUAAAAAUGGAAGCGUCGGGAUUUUUUUUCAUUCCAGACGAUGCAUCAGCCUCCCGCUCUGCUUUCAACAGGAGGCAGUCUGUCUGUGUGAGGGCUCUGUCGCCUGGAUGGGAAAGGCUCCAUGUUCCGUGCAUUUGUGCUGGUGUUUGGCUGCCUGCUGCAGAGGAAACUAGUGACCACAGAGGGGCAUCAUGGGACCAAUUGCCAUGUCUUCUAUGCAGUGCAAAUGGAUGGUGGCACCAGAGCAGCCAGAGCUCUGGCCAAGCAGCAUGGACUGGAGUUCAUACAACGGGUUGGCAGCCUGGAGGGUCUGUACACCCUGAGAGACAGCAGGGGGCGUCCUGACAGAGGCACCUUUGAGGACAGACUAGCAACUGCAGGAGGGGUACACUGGGUGCAGAGGCAGCACAGCCAUUACAGAAGCAAACGUGUUCCUCUGACCACACUGGAUCACAGUCCUGCUACCAGUUCCCAGAGGACGGAGUCUGCAUCUGACAGGCAGCCUGAGGAGAAUAAGAGUGACCAGUCCCUCACCUUCAAUGACCCACUCUGGCCCAUGCAGUGGGAGCUGUUUGCACAAGGUGAAUACAACUCCAGUGGGUUUGACCUGAAUGUGAUGCCGGUUUGGAGGAACAAUAUUACUGGUGAUGGAGUUGUGGUCAGCAUCAUUGAUGAUGGUGUCGAUCACACAAACAAGGACCUGAAGAAGAACUUUGAGGUCCUCGCCAGUUUUGACCUGCGUGCGUCACACGGUCUGUCUCAUGAUCCCAUGCCUGCCAGAAAUUAUGAGAACAGUCACGGCACCCAUUGUGCAGGGGAAGUUGCCAUGGAGGCCAACAACUCCUACUGCGGUGUGGGCAUUGCCUUCAAUGCCAGGAUCGGAGGUAUCCGCUUGUUGGAUGGCUCUGUCACUGAUGCCAUGGAGGCCACGGCUCUGACCUUCAACAGCCACUUCAUCGACAUCUACGUCUGCAGUUGGGGCCCGAGGGACGACGGGGCCGAGAUGGACGGGCCGCACAGCCUGACAGAGCGAGCCCUCCGGCUAGGAACUCACAAGGGCCGGAGUGGGAAGGGCAGCGUCUUUGUGUGGGCGGCAGGUAAUGGUGGAAUGCAGCACGACCACUGCGGUGCAGACGGUUAUGUUAACUCCAUCUACAACGUUGCCAUCGGCGCCGUCACUCAAACGGGGAAGCCCACCUACUUCAGUGAGCCCUGUCCCGGAGUGAUGGCCGUCACUCUGACAGGGUCCAGCGUAGGAGGCCCGCUACCUUUGGUGACUCUGACCAACAUGGGUGACGGGUGUAUCACACACUUUCCAGGAACAUCCAGUGCUGCUCCCAUCGCUGCAGGGAUUCUGGCUCUGGCCUUAGAAGUAAAUCCUGAGCUGACGUGGAGGGAUGUUCAGCAUCUGAUCGCCAACACGGCAAAGAUACCCGACGCUGAAGAGCCUGGAUGGAGCAUCAACGCAGCAGGAUACCAUGUUCACCACAGGUAUGGCUUUGGAUUGUUGGAUGCAGGGCUGAUGGUGCAGCAGGCUGCUCGCUUCCACACUGCUGCUGCUCAGAGGAAAUGCACACAAGCAGUCACACUUCCCACCAGAAUCAUUUCUCCAGGAGCCGGAGUCAGCGUGAACAUCCAAUCAGAGGCCUGCCAUGGGAAGGCUAACGAGAUCAACACUCUGGAGCACGUCCAGGUGAGGGUGGGUAUCAGUGCUGUGUGUCGUGGUGACCUCUCCAUAAGCCUGAAGUCUCCAGGUGGCACCGUGUCACUGCUGUUGGAUACACGCCCCAAUGACGCCUCCACCACUGGCCUGAAGAACUGGACCCUGAUGACGGUGCACUGCUGGGGGGAGCAGCCGCAAGGAAUCUGGACCCUCCAGGUGACUGACCACAAAGGCACAGUGAGGAGCUGUACGAGGCCAAGUGAAGAGGAGGCAGCAGGAGCGUUGCUCAGUGUUACACUCAUCCUCUAUGGCACCUACCACCCACACAGGUCCACACAUGAGGGACCCCUGCAGAGCAUUGUGUACAUGGGUUCCCAGCACCCUGUUCCUCACAGAGUGUUGUACCAGAGGGACCGUUAUCCCCCUCUGGACCUGAUUCAGUGGAUCUACCAAAUGGAGAGAGACAGGAAAGUGAGAGCUGCUGAUAUCACCGUUCCAGCCAGACACAAGGUAAGGAAAACUUCUGGAAACAUGAUGGCUCAACUGAGCCUCAACAAGCCUCUGACAUCCAGAGUUGCCUACAAGUUACAUCAGGCAGGUGUUGCACAGAAGUCGUCCCUGAGAUCUAGACCUGCAGCUGAGAUGGAGCUUCAUGAAACCAAGACUGGUGGGAAUGAUGUGGACGGACGGAGCAGGUCCUUACCAUCGCAGGUCGUCCAAGACGUCGCCAUGGCGCAGGUGCAACAGUCAGCCUCCUCAGAUGCAAAAGAUGAAGGAACUGUGCUCAGACAGGCAGGGGAGGGAACUGAAGACACAAACAUGAACCAUGGUUAAAUAAAGACUGUUAUUUUCCACAGUGCAGCAAACCAAUUGAUCAUGAAUCAAUUCCCCGUACUGUAUUUCCACUGUGUAGCCUCAGUGUGAGCAGAGAUUAUUUAUUGUGGAUUCUUAACUUGGCUUUAAAGCUCCAUCCCUCUCCCACCCACAGAAACACACACAAACACAAAUCCUUCCCCAAAAAACAAACAGUUUCAGGAGCAGGUCUCAGUGCUCAUCUCCCCCUCCUCGUUUGCCUUCGCAAGUUGCAAAGGUUAGUGAAAGAUAUGUUUGUCUUUUUCCACUUCAAUGAAGGGUGAAUUCAGCUCAGUGCAAUAAGAAACGGAUUACUCAUUCAUUAAAGGGGCUGCGUCACUCCUCAUUGAGUUGGACAAAUAACAAAUUAAUUCCUAGCCGCCUAAUUUCUCUCUGUUCUCCACUGAAUUUCCGAUAACGUCGAAUUACUGAUCACAGCCAUGUGAGCUCCCUCAACUUUUUAUCAAUUCAUUAAAAAUGUGCCACAGCGGAGAUGCUACUGAGGAAAUGCUCUCCCUUUUUUCUGCAUGCUUCCUUUAGCAGCACAACGCUGUAUACAAACAGAGAGCAAGUCGAGUGUUUCGCUGAAAUUAGGAAAUUAAAAAACACCAGGAACCGUUACGGGAAAAGUUGCUUUGUUGCCGUUUUGGAAUCAGCCUGAAACUUUUUAGCAGAUCAUCCUAAUAUGAAGCAAAGAUGUCAGUAAUAGGAGCUCUUUUUGAGUCAAGUGCAGGUCUGUUGAUAGCGGUGUUUUGUAAAGUAGCAGUAGUGUAUUGACAGGGCAGUAUUGAUGUUUCAAUUAGAGCAGCGUUACAUAGUGCUGCAGCAUGGUAACACGGUGCGUCUCCUGCCAUCUGCUCUGCCUCCACGUCUGACGAACGAGGCACGUGGGGCUAAUCGAGCCGCACAUGAGCGAUGGGACCGCGAGAUCUAUCACACGCACACACACUUAUCCUAUGCGCACGUCCUUAUGCAGAAAAAUGGGGGGAAGGACGAUGGAGAGCUCCUCAGCCCUGCUGUUUAAACAGCCUUCAGAAAGCCUGUGAUUCCUCCCCUUCUCCCUUCACAUGUGCCACAGGAGCAGCCAGCAGGUUAUUUUUCUGACAAGGAAACGGGCAAAAGCACCAGAUGCACGAGUUAGAAUUCUUCAAAAGCUCAUCUGAUGGAAAGACAAAAAAGGGAACUGCUUCUGCCAGGUUUUCUCGUGCUGGGACGGUCUGAAAUAACAGUGUGCAGUAUGCCUGGCGUUAUUGCCUGCCAAACCACACGAAUCAAAGACCUCAUUGUGUGGAUUACCUCGUUAAUCUGUUGAUGCCAUUGAGUAGUAUUGCAGGUGUUAAUGUGCCAGUUUUUUUCCCUCUCUCUCUUCUCUUAUUGGGGAGGUGUAGCGUUAGGUUUGUAAUCUGCUUUAAAUGCUUUCUGGGGAAUGAGACGCACUGAAACCCAGCCAAGAGAGCUCUGCUAUGAUGAAGAGCUUUCUCUUAAUACAGCACACAGAGAGGACUGACUGACUGAGGCUGCUGAUGCCAACGGGGACGAGCUAGCGAGCUACACGCCCCACGCCACUUGUUGAAAUAUAUGACUGCAUGAAUAAUGAAAGAGGAAGAGGGAAGUGAUAUUGCUAAAGCAGUCCCACAAUGACAUCCAUCACAGAAACGCCUCAUUGCUCUUCUUCUUCUUCUGUUUCCUCCUGCAAAAACUCCAACUUGUGUCUCUUUGGUGGAGCUAACCAGAGCUGUGGCUGCCUGAGCUGAUAGACUUUAGAGGUGAACUCUUAAACCAGAAAGAGAGAGAUAAAGAGGCAGAAAGAGAGAAAGACAGAGGGAAAGGGACAGAAAGAGAGGUAAUCCUUGCUUUUUUCUGCUCCCCGGGGUGGUCUCUUCAUCCAGGGCCUCAAAGAGGGACAGAAUACACCUCCCUGCUACAAUGGAGGGGACCCACAGGGGCUGCUGCUAUCUGUGUGUGUGUGUGUGUGUGUGUGUGUGUGUGUGUGUGUGUGUGUGUGUGUGUGUGUGUGUGUGUGUGUGUGUGUGUGUGUGUGUGUGUGUGUGUGUGUGUGUGUGUGUGUGUGUGUGUGUGGUGGGGGUGCAGCUUUAAGCAGGCCUUUGAGUGGCCUAAUUGCAUUGGAAUACAGCAGUCUGAGAGCUGGCUCAGAUCACGGCGGGCUGCUGGAGGGGUUAGCGCCCGCACCUCGACAGCCACACUCAGCAAAAGAGCCCCGGCACAAAGCACACAAUUAAUGCUCUCCCUCUCGUUAACUCUCUCCCCACUUUUUGUCCUCUCCUACUUUUCUCUCAUUCUCCUCCUUCUCACCCCCAUAUCUUAGCCUCUCUCCUCUCUCCCCCUCUCUCGUUCCUCCCUCCCUCCCUCCCUCCCUGCAGACCGGCUCAGUAUGUCGUCACUCACCCACUGUAUUAAUCCUCCCAUACAGCCUGUCAAUCUCUCUGUCUUUGAUGCACACAACAAUUACAGUAAGGAUGAAAGGCGUGGGUCGGCUCCCGUUAUGUAAGCCUUCGCAGGAAUUAUUGAUAUCUGAACAGCUAAUCUGAAAUAAAAACUCCUUAUUACUUUGCAAGAAAACAAUCCGUGCUGCUGCAUAUAGUCCAGAGUCUACAGUCCAUCUUAAAGUCUCAGGAUGUCUAUUGUUUUGAAGGCCGUAAUUAAAAAUACACAUUCAUAUACAUCGGUUAUAUUUGUACAUAUGUAUUCUUCUGAUCUUUGAGUUUGUGUGGCUCUAAUAAAAGCCAGACAAAAGGAAACAAAUAUGCAUUUAGUCCAGAUUGUUCCCUGAAGAUGACGCUUUGGUUACACAAUAAUAUUCCACCGGGGACUAUUUGCAUCUUAGUGGCACUAAACAUUUGACCAUUUUAUCUUAUGUAGAGACAGUUCUAGCUUCCAAACUCUUAACCUCUGAACAACUAGCGGAUUAUUUGAAUGGAUGAUUGCUUGAUUGAUUGUUCAUUUAGGUGAUUAAAGCAAUAACAACAAUAAACAUUGUCUCUUCGUAGCCUCCCAGGUAUGAAUAUUUGCUCUUUUGUCUUCGUCUUUUUUUAGAAAAAUUCAAAGAUUCUCUGCAGAAAUGUUCAGUUCAUUGCUUUGAACAAAAUGUGUUACGUUUUCCACUCAAAAAGUUCAGUUAAAGUUCCAUCUACACUUUCUUCACCUCGUAAAAAAAGAAAAAUCUGUCACUUUGCAACAUUUUUUGCUUCAAAAGUUAACCUACUAGACACUAAAAGCUCUUUAGAUCACUGAAAAGUCCAUUCACUGGAAGGUUCAAGUUUUUACAUCACACUUGUGUAAAACUGACUGCAGGACGGCAAUGGGCUUCAGGAUCAGUUGUGAUGACACAAAAUCUGCCUUUAUCAUAAAGUGGGGAACUGAGAUUUAAGAUGAGCGCUGAGAAGCUUUCCCUCUCCAGCAGAAAAAUGUAAAAACACAACUCUCGUGCCAAAUCCCACAUAUAUAUCAUCGUGCAAGCCAAGAAACAGUAAACACCACACAUCUUUAAGCAGAGCGGGACUGUACAUGUAGAUACAGUUAGAACAUUCUGGUUAGCUGCAGCUCUACAUAAAGUGGUGGUUUUGGUGUAAUGUCCUUCUAAACAUCAUUCCAAAUUACUGUCAGAAGGUUAAAGAUGCCAGGUCAGUGUGUGUUCCCUCUGCAGCAGACAGCAGACAGUUCAUUACAUACGUUAACGUCAUUAUUCUGUCCUCCAGCUUGGACCCAACUGUCCUCGUCUUUAAAUAGGACUCAGUGGACAGAGCAGUGGAACAAUCAGUGAUUUUAAAAACAUAUCAUAUUUAACCAGCCCCUCCUUUGAUUUCCUUUAUUACAUGAGCCAUGUCUUAAUAAAAUCUAAUUAUUUCCGCUCACAGGACGCUUUCUGGUGAGAAAUUGGCAGAGGGAUGUGAGCUGAUGUAUGGGGAGACAGUCGCCUAAUUAGAGCGUUAGAAAUUGAAUCUUUACAGCACACGGGUCAUAUAAUUAUCCUACUGUUAAUUUAACGCUUACAUUCUCUACUGUUCAUUUUUAUUCCCUUAAAUGUAGUUUGGCAGCGGCCCUCGCUGCUCAGCACCGGGUUUUAGUGUAGGAGAGGAGGCGGCGUGGCCCCUAACGCUGCCCCCUCUGAGUGAUUGAAUAACUGCGGACCCUGCAGUCCAAAUAACAAGGCUCGCAUCAUUUAUGCAUUGUUAAGCCAUGUAAUUGAAACGAGCCAUAGUUUGCAUAUUACACCAUUAAAAUAAUGUGCUUUGCGUUUCUCCCAACACGACUAUUUAAGCCUGUGUGGCGAUGUGGUAAUUCCUUGAAUUACAGCCUAAUUACCACAAUGUUCUUUUGAUUUGGCCGAUUUCAAUGUUACGCCACAAUAAUGUUCAAUAUUACCAGAAUGAAUUACUGAGCCGUGCCUGGAAACUUUUCCUGCUAUGACUUGAAUCCUGGCGGCUUCAUGUGCUCUAAGUGCAGCUGGAUUCACAUCUAUAAAGGAUUAUUAGUCUAUGAAAUGAGAUCCAUUAAAGGCCCAAUCACUAACACUUAAUUGAAGAGCUUGAAUUAUACAUGAAAUAUGAGCAUUUUGUGCGUUUCUGCCUCCAUCAUCAUCGCCGGCUUUACGUUGCUGUGUACGAGUGAUAUUCACAGUUGUUGUUGUUGUUGUGUACUGUUUAUCCAUGCAGUAAAAUGCUUGUCUUUAAGUGAUAGCAGUUUCUCUCCUAUAUUUGAACAUAUUCUACAUUUUGGCUUCACAUUUGUGCCUUUAAAGGAUAACUACAGCAAACUAUGCAUUAAAUACACAAUGUAUAGCCUCACAUUACUGUGAAGAUGAUUGCCUGUUUAUUUUUGAUUCUGUUUUUGCAGCUUCAAAGAUUAAAAAAUACUAAUUUUGACCACUAAAGCAAUAUCGAAGCAAAAAGUAAAACUUGUGCCACAACUUAAAAUCAGCACAUGAAUUGAAAAUCCCAACCAGGUUAGAACAGACAUUUUGCAUUUAGCCCUUGCCCUUGGUUCCACGCCCCUGCGUUGUUCACAGACCUUACUCUAUGCACAUGACAUGUGUCCUUGUGUGAACUUUUUGAAUAAAUUUACGUUGCCAAGAAUGAUUUGUGAGUGUGAAUAUUCACCGCGCAGACUUUUGUGUUUCACUGCACAGUUUGAAUAUUUUCGAGUGAAAAUAUUUCUUUGAUAAUUGCUUUUUAUAUUGCCUUUUAAUUUUACUGCAGGUCCAAGUUAUUAAAUAAAAUGUUUAAUUACAGUUUCA